AUGGACACAGUGAACGACACCGAAUCACCCUACACAAGCAGCCAUCUCGACGAUAUCGUCAAAGUCGAACAUACAAUGAUGGAUGACACUCAUUUUGGAGACAAGGAAUGGGAUGCCGGCAUGGAAUUAGCUUUACUAAACGCUAUUUCACGCUGCAAACCAGUUGGCAUACACAAACACUUUAGAAUCAUCAGUGUACAGAGACAGUUCAAUCAGAAUAGCCCAGUUGCAUGCUCCAUCAAAGAGAUUUGGCAGCGUUUAGGCGACUUCUACGGCAUGGCUGCAUUAGAUGAAUUAGAAGAAGAGGAUGAAGAGCAAGAGGAGGAGGAGCGCGAGGAAGAGGAAAAGAAGAAGGGAGAUGUCAAGAAUGAGUUUUCGUUGCCUUUGGAUGAUUAUGAGCAAUUGAUAUCGGAACAUCGACAGGAUGACCAGUCGAUAUCUUCCAUUCGAGAAGAGAGCGACGCUACCAGUUCACCGGUUUUACCACCUACCAAACGCACCCGUAUAAGCAAAAGAGAUUCGUCUCCUGCAAACUCAGUUACUGAUUCAAUUACAUCUAAUAACAACACUCCCGAACCCGAAGAAGGCAAACCAUCUCGAAAAUCUUCUCGCUCCAACCCCAAAUCAACACCUGAACCGGCAAGUCGAAGUGGAGGACGCAGAGCAGGCAGAUCAUCCAGCACGGCAUCAAAUGCAUCAACGAAUAACCGAGGCAACAAAAGACAGACCAAAAGAAAAUAA
This is a messenger RNA of Mucor velutinosus, 741 nucleotides long. RefSeq lists its product as uncharacterized. Lineage: Eukaryota; Fungi; Mucoromycota; Mucoromycetes; Mucorales; Mucoraceae. Bases 1 to 741 code for a protein of 246 amino acids. The record is from RefSeq and is a predicted model, not a curated record. Gene Ontology annotation, biological process: regulation of transcription by RNA polymerase II. Gene Ontology annotation, cellular component: NuA4 histone acetyltransferase complex; nucleus. The transcript is spliced from 4 exons.